Molecule: messenger RNA, 1925 nt
Organism: Mytilus californianus (California mussel)
Lineage: Eukaryota; Metazoa; Mollusca; Bivalvia; Mytilida; Mytilidae
Exons: 3
Coding region: 80-1912 (610 amino acids)
Source: RefSeq, a predicted model, not a curated record
UCUACAUAAAAUAGUUAUUUAAAUAGUUAUUCUCCGAACUGAGUGGUUGACGUCACAAAGUGGAUAAAACCCUCAAAUAAUGGCUGAAUCAUCGGAACAGUCGGACCUAGUAGCUGACCCCGAAUGCUCAUUUUCAUCUCACUGCGGUCGGAAUGUCAUUGUUGAUGGCCAAACAGCUAGAUGGAACAGUGUCGUCUCCGGGGGCCGCGUCUUCAUAGACAAACCAAUAGCUCCCGAGGCAGAACUUAAGAUGUCGUUUGAUGGCAAGGGGCAUGCCGAAGUUGGAAUACUCACCAAAGAUCCUGCCUCUAUAUCCGACAUCAGCAAAGUGGAAAAUAUGAGAGAACUGACGGUCAUACAAAGUGCAAGAAUCUACAAACAAACGGGUACUGCCAACAUAAAACGAUCAUCCUGCGGGAGGAAAAUUAUAACAGAAGCAGACAAAACUUCUAGCAUUAAAGUUGGAAGGACCGAUAAAGUAUGGGUUACUGUUAAUAUUAUAUUCGGAGAUCUGGAAGUAGAAAUAGAGACAGAAGGUUACAAUUUUUCAAAAGAAAGUGGAGGAAACAUAAAACUCGAGCAUUAUGACACAUGGGCGAAUUUAAAAUCUCCAAACCCAUGUGCCGUAUGCUUUGUUGGAACUCCUAUCAGGCGAAUGGAAGCUUUAAACUUUCAGAUUGAUCCCAUUUUAAGAGAUGGUAAACCUUCAAGAAAUUUCAGUAUUAAAAUAGCAAUAUCACAGUCUAAUCCAAUUGACAUUAUGUCAGGAAAUGAUAUCUAUUAUGAUAUUACGUCACUUCCUGUCAUUCAUUUCGAUGAAUUUCCAAAGAAAUGCAAAAACGAAAUUCAGAUUGGACUAUCGGACAACGGAACUGUCCAAAUCAACUACGAAAAAGGGACACUUAAUAAAGAAACAAAUAACGAACAUAUAUAUUGCAUUUUCGAACUUUGCAGAAUAAAACUUCAUUGCAAAAGUAAAACAAAACUUAACAACCGCGUAGACUUUCCACCAUCUGCCGAAAAUGUUCAACGCAAAAGUGAAACGAAACAAGACAACCGCGAUGACGAUACGCAGUUAUGGAAUCGUUCUGCAGAAAAUGAUCAAUACAAAAGUAAAACAAACCAAAGAAAAAACGAAGACGUCCUCAUGUUACAAAAUCGUUCUACUGAAGAUCUGAACGUAAUCGACGCCAUUGUCGUUCCUCCCAACUCAGAGUAUGUUCGCAGUAAAAAAAUGCUAGAAUCUAUAAGACAUGACGCUGAGAAUAUAUCGAUUCACACGGAUGAUUUUAACUCAGAUAUGGAAUCCAGAAAUAUCGAUUUUUCUCUUGUCACGGUCAACAAUGAUUCGAAUAUAAACAACACGGUGGAAUCUGGAAUCCGCAACAAUGAAACAUUGCCAUCAGGAGAAAAUAUCGCAUUGCUGCAUAACAAAAUAGAAGAUUUAAAUUCAAGACUGCUGUCAAUUGAAGAAACAAUCGUUAACCGUGAAACCGGUAAAGAGGCCAUGCAACAAUCUCAAUUUCAAGAAUUAAAGUUAGAAAUUCAAUCCUUAAAGAAAAUACUGCGUGAAACUCAAUCAUCGGGUCAAUAUCCAACAAAUUCUAAAAUUAGUACUGAGAAGUCUCUUGAAAAAGUUAUACAGAAGAAUUAUGUUAUCUUAAUCAAAAUGAUAGACCCAGUUCCUUUGUUGGAUCUUUUAUAUGAAUCAGAUUGCAUAAGUCACAACGAUUGCGACAGAGUAGGAAAACUUUUCCAAAUUGACAGAGAAAAUGCUAAUCGUGAUCUGUUGGGCAUUAUAAUACGCAAACAAAGUUUUGACCUUGAUCACUUUGAGAGUGUUUUAUUUCAAUCAAAACAGAUUGGAGUUUUGGCAGUGUUAUUUCCAGAUAAAUAUGGCAAGAAAAAAUAAAAUUAAUCACAAA